AUGGGUCGACCCCGGCAGUUCUACCGCGUCCUGCGCGAGGUCCGCGUGGCUGACGCACCAAUGCCCGACUCGUACGUGCACAACGCGCGCAAGAUGCCGGGCGAGGUCGUCGAGGUCAUCGACGCGGGCCAGCAGUCGCAGCAGGAGCCACUCUCGCCGUCGCAGUCGCAUCCGUCGCCGCACGGUCGCCGCCGCAGCACGGGCGGCUACGAAGAUAGCGACGUGUCGUACCUCAAGCUCGCCCAUGCCGCCGGCUGGAUUCCGCUCGAGAAUGCGCUCGAUGGCGCGCGCAACGUCGAGCUCCUGCCCGAGACGAACUGGACGGAGGAGGUCGCGUCGCCCAGCUUCUACUUUCGCGUGCUCGUGCCCCUCGACGUGCGCACGGGGCCCGACUGCUUGGCGCCCAAGGUCUCGCCCGUCGACACCAAGCGCCCGAACGAUAUCGUCGAGGUCGCUCGCGUCGUGACGUUUCCGCAGAGCCGCGUGGCCUUUGUCGAGCUCAAGCCCGCCGGGUGGCUCAACGUGCAGCUGCCCAGUGGCCGCCACGUGCUCGAGCGCCUCGACGAAGCGCCGAUCGUCACGCGACCGAGUGCGAUCUCGGUCACAGCGCCCAACAACGUGACGGUUGCGACGCUAAGUGGCAAGGAAGGGACGCUCGAGCACGGCCAUUUCUUCUACUGCGUCAAAAUCGCCGUGGGCAUUCGCGAGUCGCCCGACAUCAUGGGCCCGCGAGUCGGGAAGGGCUUUCACCUCAACACGAUCGUGGAAGGGUCCCAGCGCUUCACGCCAAAUGGGUCGCCCAUCACGUACGUCAAGCUGCUCCACGAGCGCGGCUGGGUCUUCGAGUCGACCAUGGACGGCCAGGUCGUCUUGUCGCCGCUGCACAGUCUUAUCCAACGGGACAUUACGCGAGGCUUUUACCGCGUCUUGGACUCGGACAAUGGCGUGCCCGUCUUCUCGGCGCCGUCGUUCGAGAGCCCGGUGCUCACGACCCGGCUCCAAGUCAUCGAGUGUCGCGAGCGACUGCGCCUCGAUGUCGCGCUCGCCGACGACGACGAGUCUGCGACGUCUGUCGUUACCUUUCUCAAGCUCCGGCACGCGCCAGGGUGGGUGCCCGAGACGACACGCCGCGGCGAGCUCCUCGUUACGGCUAUUGACGGCGAUGCGACCACGAUCGACGUCCCCAAGUUUUACAAGGUCCAGAUCGCGGUACCGGUGCGCAUGGCGCCCGACAUUGACGGGCCUCGCGUCCAAGGCAGCUUUCCCAAGCCUGUCGGGUCCAUCGUCGAGAGCAGUUUGCGGUACAUCCCGCCGGCGUCCGACAUGACUUACGUCAAGCUCGCGCACGAGCCUGGCUGGAUCUACGAACGCACGGUUCAGGGCGAGUCGGUGCUCGUCGCGCUGAGCAAAGAACCGGAGAAGCAACACGGCAAGUUCUACUACCGCACCAAAACCCGCGUCCGCGUUCUCGUGUCACCCGAACCGACCAGCGCUGUGCUUAAGUACAUUGACGAGAACCAGGCGUUUGUGGCGCUGCUCCAGUUUGGUCUACCAGACUCGGACAUUACGUACGUGGGGCUCAAGGACAAGGGCUGGGUCGCACUCGAUGCACCGAAUGCGACCAAGAUGACGAUCGAGCGCAUCACGGAGGCCGUGUAUAAUUUAUGGACGGCGCCCCCUGACUGGGUCGCUGUCGGGUUUCCAAAUCGCUCGUGGUACAAGGUGCCGGACGAGCCAGAUGUCGUGGCGCUCGAGACCAUGCUGCAAGCCGAGCUCGCCAACAGCAUCCUGCUAAGUACUUCACAAGGCAAAGACAGCGUCCCGAUCGUUCGAAGCGGUCGCCUCGGCGAUGUCGCGGUGACGCUCGAAGAGAUCAAGCACCCGGCGAAUGCGAUCUUGCUCACGUUUCCGUGGAAGCAGCUCUGGUGGCACAUUGCAUUUGCCGACGCCCCGCUCGUUGUCGAGGUGCAGCACGGGCUCCACGGCGGCUUCCGCGCAGUCUACUGCAACGGCGAGCUCCAGACCCAGGCGCGGCUGCUCUGGGACGGCGGCGAUGCCUUCUGCUUUGCGCACAACGGCCACGAGCUCAGCGUGCGCAUCGUGCUCGAAGGCUCGUUCUUCUCGACUAGCGCCCAGUACUUUUCCUAUGCGCUGACGGUCGACGGCGCCUCGAUUGCUGCCAACGUCGACGUCUAG
This is a messenger RNA of Saprolegnia diclina VS20, 2196 nucleotides long. RefSeq lists its product as hypothetical. The record is from RefSeq and is a predicted model, not a curated record. Lineage: Eukaryota; Oomycota; Saprolegniomycetes; Saprolegniales; Saprolegniaceae. The transcript is spliced from 9 exons. Bases 1 to 2196 code for a protein of 731 amino acids.